AUGGGGCUCCAGGAGGUUUUCACGUCCACUUCUCUGGAGCUCCAAGGCAUUCAUUCCGUCCGCUGGCUUUCACGGGGCGACGCAGUGCUCAGGCUUGUCGCUGUGCUUCCGGCUCUCAUCGUGAUGCUGAAGGAGUGGGACGCCAAGCUGUAUGCUCUUGUGACAAGUUACAAAUUUCAGUUCCUUCUUUUCUUCAUUGCGGAUGUGCUUGAGCAGCUCAACAUCCUGAACAGGGCGUUCCAGCACAAGGAACUUGACUAUGCCAGCGUGCAUGCGCAGAUCAAGCGCACAAUGUCGCACAUCGAGAGCCGUUACGUUGAUUGCGGCGACGACUUCGAUGGCGGCGUGAGCGAGCUGUUGUCCCCCUUCAUCGCGCGCCAUGGGCCAGGAGGAAACCGGGAGGUGAAGGUUGAAGGGGUUGACUCGGACGGCCGUCCUGCACGCUUCACCUUCAGGCUGCAUGAGGACGAGCUGGAGGAGUUUGUGUCAGAAUGA
Closterium sp. Naga37s-1 is the source of this 495-nucleotide messenger RNA. Lineage: Eukaryota; Viridiplantae; Streptophyta; Zygnematophyceae; Desmidiales; Closteriaceae. The record is from the annotation of a GenBank genome assembly.